AUGUCUAGAGAUCGGUUUCCUUGGCAUCUCGGAAAUGUGCAUUUAGAAGAUGGUCGCGACUCGCCAAAUUAUGACAAGUUGUAUAAAGUUCGCCCUUUAUUGGAGACUUUAUCUGAAACCUUUCGUUCUUCAAAUGGCACUUCAAAACAUCAAUCCAUCGACGAAUCUAUGAUUCGAUUCAAAGGUCGCAGUUUCUAUAGCAGUUUAUGCCUCUCAAGCCCAACAAACAAGGUUAUAAAGUCUGGGUUCGAUCCGAUGAUAACGGGGUUAAUCGGCGCCAGUGAUGAUAAAACUUCACGGAGUAAGGUUACAGCAAAACAUUUCAAGAAAAUUGUGUUGAAAAACGCUUUGAUCAAUGUUUGCAUAUGCCACAACACGGGACAUCCAGACGAUGUGCCUUUUGUAGCACUAGUAAGGAUCCUCACAGAACCAGGUGGGAAUGUGUGA
Molecule: messenger RNA, 447 nt
Organism: Acanthoscelides obtectus
Lineage: Eukaryota; Metazoa; Arthropoda; Insecta; Coleoptera; Chrysomelidae
Source: the annotation of a GenBank genome assembly